Oreochromis aureus is the source of this 504-nucleotide messenger RNA. RefSeq names its product hepcidin-like. Gene Ontology annotation, biological process: defense response to bacterium; intracellular iron ion homeostasis. Gene Ontology annotation, cellular component: extracellular region. Gene Ontology annotation, molecular function: 2 iron, 2 sulfur cluster binding. The coding region runs from base 90 to 347 and encodes 85 amino acids. The transcript is spliced from 3 exons. The record is from RefSeq and is a predicted model, not a curated record. Lineage: Eukaryota; Metazoa; Chordata; Actinopteri; Cichliformes; Cichlidae.
CACUUACCAUCAGACAGAAGGACUCAGCUCACAACAAUCAUCCACACCAGGAGAAAGAGUCAAACUUGAGCCUCUCAAAGCCUCCUAAGAUGAAGACGUUCAGUGUUGCAGUUGCAGUGGCCGUCGUGCUCACAUUCAUCUGUGUUCAGCAGAGCUCUGCUGUCCCAGUCACUGAACAGGAGCAGGAGGAGCCAAUGAGCAUGGACUAUCCAGCAGCAGCACAUGAGGAGGCAUCAGUGGACUCAUGGAAGAUGCUGUAUAACAGCAGACACAAGCGUGGCAUCAAGUGUCGCUUUUGCUGUGGCUGCUGCACCCCCGGUAUCUGUGGAGUUUGCUGCAGGUUCUGAGGAUUCCUGCUCCCACAACCACUCAGUAUUAACAAACUGUAUGUCACAGACAAUGUGUGAGAUUAUACUGUUUUAGUCACAUUGUGUCCUCAGUUACUGCCUCAACUACAUGCUUGUAUUACACAGUUUAUCACAAUAAACUUUAAGGACAUUUAAA